CACCGAGGGGGUAAAGCAGCUUCUAAAGGAAACCUUCUGUGAUAAGCACGACAGGGAUCCGGGAGAAAGGAGCGAGAAGGCGAGGCUGGCGGAGGGACACUGAGGCUCUUUCGCCGAGUGCGCAUGCGCGCGUGCAGGAACGAGUUCCGGUCUGGCCCGGGCCUGUCUCCUAAAAAUAGCCCCGGUGUGGGGAUCCGUGCGCGGAUGUCCCGGCGAGUCCCGGGCUGAAGGAGGCGUCUCCGGGCGACGCAGAGCGCUGGUGGCGGGUCCUGGCUGCAGCGUGUGUACGCCCGCCAGCUGCUCCGGAGACACGGGAAUUGCAUUUUGUGAAAAAGAAACACAGGAGGAUUUUCUGCAAGGAUCGUAUCUAAGUGCACUUUUUGUUGAAACAUCAUUUCUAAUCCUGUAGAAAAUUUCAGCUGUAGCCCUUGGACAAGGAGUUGAAAUAAUAGAAGCUGUGUACGAUGCAUUAGGGUAUUGAAGAAAAUUAAUUUUUGAAUUAAAUAUUUGGAAUAUAAGGAAGGAAAGGUGACUGAAAAUGGGGCGGAAGAAAAUACAAAUCACACGCAUAAUGGAUGAAAGGAACCGACAGGUCACCUUCACAAAGAGGAAGUUUGGGUUAAUGAAGAAAGCCUACGAGCUCAGCGUGCUCUGUGACUGUGAAAUAGCGCUCAUCAUCUUCAACAGCUCCAACAAGCUGUUCCAGUACGCCAGCACCGACAUGGACAAGGUGCUCCUCAAGUACACCGAGUACAACGAGCCGCACGAGAGCAGGACCAACUCGGACAUUGUCGAGGCGCUCAACAAGAAGGAGCACCGAGGGUGCGACAGCCCAGACCCUGACACUUCCUAUGUGCUCACUCCGCACACAGAAGAGAAGUAUAAAAAAAUUAAUGAGGAGUUUGAUAAUAUGAUGCGGAAUCAUAAAAUCGCACCCGGUUUGCCACCUCAGAACUUCUCGAUGUCUGUCACAGUCCCUGUGAGCAGCCCCAGUGCUCUGUCCUACACGAACCCAGGGAGUUCCCUCGUGUCCCCAUCUCUGGCAGCCAGCUCCGCGUUAGCGGACUCAAGCAUGCUCUCUCCGCCUCAGGCCGCGCUGCACAGAAACGUGUCCCCUGGCGCCCCUCAGAGACCACCGAGCACCGGCAGUGCGGGUGGGAUGCUGAGCGCUGCAGACCUCACGGUGCCAAAUGGAGCUGGAAGCAGCCCAGUUGGGAAUGGAUUCGUAAACUCAAGAGCUUCUCCAAAUCUGAUUGGAACUACUGGUGCAAACAGCGUGGGCAAAGUCAUGCCCACAAAGUCGCCCCCUCCUCCGGGCGGCGGCAACCUGGCCAUGAACAGCCGGAAGCCAGACCUCCGCGUGGUCAUCCCUCCGUCCAGCAAGGGCAUGAUGCCGCCACUGUCGGAGGAAGAGGAAUUGGAGUUGAACCCCCAGAGGAUCAGCAGUUCUCAGGCCGCGCAGCCCCUGGCCACCCCGGUCGUGUCCGUGGCGACGCCCAGCCUGCCCCCGCAGGGGCUCGUGUACUCGGCCAUGCCGACCGCCUACAACACUGAUUACUCGCUGACGAGCGCAGACCUGUCGGCCCUGCAAGGCUUCGGCUCCCCGGGGAUGCUGUCUCUGGGGCAGGUGUCGGCCUGGCAGCAGCACCAUCUGGGGCAGGCCGCCCUCAGCUCGCUGGUCUCUGGAGGGCAGUUAUCUCAGGGUUCGAACUUGUCCAUCAACACCAACCAAAACAUCAACAUCAAGUCAGAGCCGAUUUCACCUCCCCGGGAUCGCGUGACCCCGUCAGGCUUCCAGCAGCCGCAGCAGCAGCCGCCACCACCGCCGCCACCUUCACAAGCCCCGCAGCCCCGGCAGGAAGUGGGGCGCUCGCCCGUGGACAGCCUGAGCAGCUCGAGCAGCUCCUACGACGGCAGUGACCGGGAGGAUCCGCGGGGGGACUUCCACUCGCCCAUUGUGCUCAGCCGGCCCCCGAACGCCGAGGACAGAGAGAGCCCUUCUGUGAAGCGGAUGCGCAUGGACGCCUGGGUGACCUAAGGCCGCCGGGCCGGUGGCUGGUACUGUGUUACUGCAGUGAGCUGCCCGCCGUAGCUAAGGGGGUUGGUGCGGACACGAGGUAAAUAUAUUUAUAUGUACAUACAUACAUAUCUGCCCUUCACGUAUGUAUGUAUGUGGGUGUGAGUGUGUGCGUGGGUGUGUGUUGCAUUCGCAGAGUCAGGUGCGCGUCCCCGGCAGAGCAGGCGCCUGUAGGCAGAGUCUAGUCUGGCGUCUCCCCGGGCUCCGCGUUCGCGCGACGCCCAGUUUUUGCGGAGAAACGUGUGCCCGUAGGUCACCCUCCCACACUAGCUUGCGGAAGCCUCGAGGGCCCUCCCUGUCGUAUUUACCUGUGCGGUGACUGUAGUGCUGCGGAGAAGUGCUUUGUAGACCAGAGCAGUAGGAAAGCAGGAACCGAGAAAGCAAUACUGUACAUAAAACGUCAUUUAUAUUAACCACCCAACCUGGCAUGGGUCUCUUUUGCAAAGGGGUGCAUGGUAAAGGGCUGUCGAUAGUACAAAACAAAAAAGCCCCACACGUAACUGUUUUGCACGUGCAAAAAUGUAUUGGGUCAAAAAAGUGAUCUUUAGCUAAUAAAAGAGAGAAAACACGCAUGAGAUUUUCAGAAAAUACUAGCCUAGAAAUAUAGAGCAUUAACAAAAUAAAUUAAUAUAUUAAGUUAUAAUUGGAAUAUGUCAGAAGUUUCUUUUUACAUUCGUAUCUUAAAAAAUAAACUGAUUUUAGCUCAUGUAUAUUUUAUAUGAAAGAAAACACCCUUAUGAAUUGAUGACUAUAUAUAAAAUUAUAUUCACUACUUUUGAAACAUUCUGCUAUGAAUUAUUUAUAUAAGCCAAAGCUGUAUGUUUUAACUUUUUUUUAAGAGACUAGCUUUAUCUUGUUUUAACUUUUUAGUUUUAUUCUAAGAGGGGAAAAAAUAUCUUGCAAGCAGAACCUUGGAAAAAAAAAGCCAUGAACACUUACUAUUCUAUAUAUAAAUUAAAAGUUGAGCCAAACGUUCUGUAAAUAGCAUCUUAAAUAUAUUAUCACCUUUGAUGUAAGUACCUAUGUAUUGUAUGGUCACCAGAUUAAAAAGUAUAUUUUUGUGGAUUUGCCGCCAAUCUGGGGGGGAGGCGAGAUCCCUGUUGAGUAUUCACUGUUCGAUAUUUACUAUUUUGUUAAAUAUACUGUACUUCGGAUUUUCAUUAUUAGCCCAGUCCUUCCGGGGUUGUGUACGGGCCCUCCCUGGUGGUGAGUGUGUGGUGUUGCCUUGUAAUCUUUGUGCUGUAUGGAUUGAGCAUCAUUAUAUAUUUUAUAUGUGUGCAUAAAUAGCAAAGUGGCAAAAAAAAAUGGGUGUUAAGUUCAUCCUGCAUAAAUAUACAGUGUGUUGUAGCAGGUUUUGUGAGGCAUUACUGAAACCUUGCCUUCUGUGAGGAAGCACUAGCAGCAGAGGCUGACCCGGCACUAGCGAAGACGGCCAGCCAGAUGAGCACAAAGGUUCCAGCGUGGCAAACGACGGGGGCCUCUCGGGGCGGGGACCUCUUCCUCCCCGCCUCUGAGGGGGGAGGGUACGAGCCCUCAGCUCCCACCCCACCAAGGCCUUACUUAUGCUUGCAGGGGGGCAGCGGGGCGUCCCUGGUCUGGGCUUGUGCCACGCGCAGAGUUCAAAGUCCUGCAGAUCUUCUACCACAGAUUUUUAAGUACUACUUUUCCUGAGAAACUCCAAGAGAGUGAGGGUUUAAAAAUGCUGCUAUUUUAUAUUUUACACUUAACAGUGAGCAGCUGCCUACACUUUGUACUUGCGUUUUGUUUUCCCCCUAAAUUGCAUCCCUUUUGGGGCUUCCCUUAGGUGCUCUCCGUGACAGGUCACCAGGCAGGUUCUCUGAGCGGCACCUGGGCGGGAGCCGCCGGCAGCUGCAGAGCGGGGUCCCUCCAGGGACAGUGAGGGCAGGGCAGCCGGCAGGGGGCGCACCAGCGCAGACACCCCUCACUCACCGAGGACUCGCUUUUAGGACGUCCCCACCUUUCUGAACGGCUUCCUCGCAGGCACACUUCUUCGCAGUCGCACCCACCGAGCCGGAACCAGGCCGGCUCCCGGCACCCAACUUCCAAGACGACCCUCACCGCACGCACCCGCCCGCCCGCAGCUCUGCAAGUGUUCAGUGACCUUCCGUUGUUGCUUCUGCAUGUUCCUGACCUUCUGCUGUCCACGGGCAUGGGAGUGGACACCGUCACAUUUACUGUCUAUUUUCUUGUGUGCCUUAAGAGAUGGCUUUUCCGACUGUGUCUCAAUAGUCUUUCUUUCUAUGCAGGUUUCUAAUCAGUACAACUACUGUUUUCUAAAAUAACCUCGCACAAGGCUCGGAGUUUGUAUUUCAAUCUCACUGACCAAGUAACAAUGUGCUCCGUUCUCGGGAACCGAGUGUCCGACUGUUAGCCCUUCUCCCACACGCGCAGGGACCCCGAGCACACGGGCUCGGCAGGCAGCCCCCCCCCCCCCCCACCUCGGCCGCACGCACGGACGCACAUACUCAGCCCCGGUGCGCGCGGCUCAGACCGGCGGAGGCGCUGGCGGGCUCCCUAGAACCUCCAUCUCACACCCUCUCACACGAAGUGUUUUGUAUGACACCAUCAUAAGAAAAAUGCAUCCAUGCAGAUGAAGUAUUUUAUUACUAAAAGACAAAAACAAAAAAAGCUUAGCGUGAAUUGCACUGGUUACAGCACGGUUCCCGACAGCUGUGCUUCCCUGCGGACCCUGACGGCGGAGGGAGACGCCCCCCACCCCCAGGCCUGCAGGCGGUCCCGCCCCAAACUCCAUCCCGUGAGCCCCCAUUCCGUCCAUUGUGUUCGAGACCCGAUCAGGGGUUUGCUCUGAAGGGAACCAUCUGUCUCACCAUUUCCUCUCGCCAGAGGGACAGCUAACAGAGCACCCACAUGUUUUCUGUAUCGACCAUCACGCGCACAAGAAAUACAUAGUAAAUAGGGAAGCAGAAACUCCUGGCAUUGGAUCCUAGGAAGCUAGAUGAUUAUUAGAAUGUGAACAAGAUUUUACAAAUGUACAACUUUCCUUUCUCUGUAGAAACUUUCUUCACUUUGCUGUGCAAGAAGACACUGCUUUGCUAUAUUUAAAAUGGCUUUUUUAAAAGAGAUUUAUGUAUUUGGUAAAUGUUUGUAGUCAACAGUUCACACAAGAAGCUGUACGCGGUUUGCCACGUGAAACCGUUUGGCGGCACAAGCUGGACUUUGUUGCCAUCCCUGAGAUGAAAACUAAGUUAAUCUCGACUUCUCCCUGCUGUGUUGUUUUUUCUUCAUUAUACAAUAAAUAUGAUAGUGAACUUUUUAUCAAAUGGAUAAGAAAAUGCUAGAGGUUGUUGUAAACUAUUUGUAUCCUGCACUCACUACAGUAAAGACAGACUGGCUUUUCCUGUGUA
Messenger RNA from Phyllostomus hastatus (greater spear-nosed bat), 5463 nucleotides. RefSeq names its product myocyte enhancer factor 2A (gene MEF2A). The coding region runs from base 539 to 2038 and encodes 499 amino acids. The transcript has 12 exons. The record is from RefSeq and is a predicted model, not a curated record. Gene Ontology annotation, molecular function: DNA-binding transcription factor activity, RNA polymerase II-specific; RNA polymerase II cis-regulatory region sequence-specific DNA binding; histone deacetylase binding. Lineage: Eukaryota; Metazoa; Chordata; Mammalia; Chiroptera; Phyllostomidae. Gene Ontology annotation, biological process: heart development; positive regulation of transcription by RNA polymerase II; cell differentiation.